Messenger RNA from Penicillium salamii, 1851 nucleotides. Lineage: Eukaryota; Fungi; Ascomycota; Eurotiomycetes; Eurotiales; Aspergillaceae. The record is from the annotation of a GenBank genome assembly.
AUGCGGGAAGUCAAUUUUAGCAUCCCCAAUGUGAACAAGGCCUCGGUCAACAUCACCACCACUCUCUACGACCGUCGUGCCCUCGAUUGCACAUCAACCCUCCCCCUUAUCAACUCGCUCAACCAUCUCGCCUACCUCACAACAUCGUCCGCCCGAAUUCGUGAUAUCCUUACAGUCGACGGUGGCAUUGAGCGCUUGAUAUGCAUCCUCAAAGAAGGCCGGAGCAAGGAUUUGAUGGAAAUGUGGAAAUGGAGCCUCGCUUUCCAAUGCGUUGUCAAUAUUGGAGUGCGGGGCUCUGAGGGCGUAAGGACUCGUGUGGUGGAAGCCGACAUGGUCCCCGUCAUUGCCACAAUUUUGAACAAUUAUAUAAAGGUGGUGGAUAAAGUUCGAUCACGCGACUCCCCCGAGUCCGAGAAGCAAACAUCUUCCAAGGACGAAAAAUGUAGCAGCAGCCGAGAGCCCUCUGCUCGUUCCACGCCUAUGGAUCUAGACAUCCAACCCGAAUCACACACCGAGCCCGAGGAAUCUCACCGUCAUCGACAGGCUCCUCCGAGCAUCGAAAUUCCCCAGCCAUUCCAUCAUGACAGCCAGCCAAUCGAUUCCGAUGCCAUGGAUAUCACCUCUCCUCCCCAUGUUCCCAGGAUUUCAUCACCAGAAAGCAGCAAUCUUGGACAAGAAUCUCACAACCACCGGGCCCAUGACGGUCGUCUGCCACGUGCAGGCCAUCGCCUUCGAUCAAUGCAACCUCUAGCCACAGCUGUUCCAUCCAUGGAAACCACUGAUGGGUUCGGAUUGCGCCCAGUGCAUGACACUGAGCGCCUCCCUAGCAUGCUUCCCGGUCUUCAGACUGGGAUUGUCUCACAGCCCGAUUCCCCGACUACUCCAAGUGGACCCCUUCAUUCACAACCCCGAAGUCUUCCUCAAACGAUCGCCGCCAGACAGCGUCCUGCGAUCCGCCAGCAGCAAUCAGGCUCCGGUGAGUCGGACGAUGCCCAUGGUGAGGAUCCGAGUAUGGAUGACAGCACGAUGGGACAGCCUGCUGAAACCAUUGUCGGACUUCCGAAUCGCAUGGAAAUCGACAAUGUCGAGGGCCGAGAAAAUACGAUGUUGGACAAUGUCUCUCCCGCCCAUGGUCUUACUGUCACCGAUCCCUCUGAGGAAGAAGGCCCAGAGGUCGAGACUUUUAAUAUCACCCAUCGGUCGACCGUCGACGGUAGCAUAAUUACCGACGGCAACACCCAAAACACUGGUGGAUUGGGUCUCUCCCCAACCCAAGCCACCAACAACCCCAACUCUCCCACUCUCGCCCCAACACCCUAUGCCUUGUACCUCCGUGACCGCAACGCUCCCGCAGCUCAGGGCGUUCUGACCGCAAUGCCUCGUGAUGAGGAUGUCCUCAUGUCGUUGCAGUUGCUGGCAUACAUCUCCAAGUACUGUUACCUCAGAUCAUAUUUCCAAUCCUCCCACCUCGUUCCCAAGCUGAAGAUCGACCGUGAACUCCAUCUUUUGGAUGAUAACGCCGACUCUGCUCCGGUCGAGAUGUGUGAGGAGGAGAAUGAGUAUCUGUUGCCCGAUGAUGUGAAUAUCUUCCCAUUGGUUGAGAAGUUCACCGUGAGACAUCACUCCAAGGACAUGCAGUACUGGGCUUGUGUGGUCAUGAGAAACCUCUGUCGUAAAGACGAGGCAAAUGGUGGGAUCCGCCAGUGUGCCUACUACAAAUGUGGCAAGUGGGAAGAGUUCCAGCGUCAAUUUGCCAAAUGUCGACGUUGCCGUCGCACCAAGUACUGCAGCAAAGAGUGCCAGAAAUCUGCUUGGGUGUAUCACCGGCACUGGUGCCAUAUGACUCCGUGA